AUGUCUAUAUCAUCGGAUGAGACUAGCAAGCUUCUGACCUUGGCGGAGGAGUACGUGCGAUUGAGCAACGAGCACGACGUGGAAGCUUGUUUGAAGCAGCUCAAUGCGAACGCAUCGUAUCAGUCGACAACGGUCGGAGCAUACGAGGGGAUAGAUGCGAUCUCAUCCAUGAUGAAGACUUUCUUUUCAAACUUUCCUUCUGUCCACUGGGACGUCAAGGAGUACAAGAUCUCCCAAGGCAACAGGGACUGCGUUGAGUUCGAGUUUGUGCGGACCCUGAAGAAGCCUGAGGGUCUUGUUCGGGAGGAGGGAAAGGAGUGGAUCGAGUUCAGCGAGCAGGGGGGGAAGCUGGGGAUAUCCAAGAUCUCCGUGGAGACGUUCAAGAAGGAGAUCAUCGCGUGA
Molecule: messenger RNA, 402 nt
Organism: Guillardia theta CCMP2712
Lineage: Eukaryota; Cryptophyceae; Pyrenomonadales; Geminigeraceae
Exons: 4
Coding region: 1-402 (133 amino acids)
Source: RefSeq, a predicted model, not a curated record